Molecule: messenger RNA, 2274 nt
Organism: Thalassophryne amazonica
Lineage: Eukaryota; Metazoa; Chordata; Actinopteri; Batrachoidiformes; Batrachoididae
Product: multidrug and toxin extrusion protein 1-like
Exons: 18
Coding region: 120-1751 (543 amino acids)
Biological process (GO): xenobiotic detoxification by transmembrane export across the plasma membrane
Cellular component (GO): membrane
Molecular function (GO): antiporter activity; xenobiotic transmembrane transporter activity
Source: RefSeq, a predicted model, not a curated record
CGCUUCUGUUCGCAGUUGUUGGUGUUUUCUGUGCGUCUCGAUCAUUUUUCCCUCUGCACUUCGAAACAAACGCGAAACUAUCUAAAUAACUGUGGCAACACUGGCGGUGAGGCUGGAAAAUGGAGAACUCUGCUCCUUCCCAUCUGACUGAAUGCAACAUGUUAAGAUCCAUCCGUGCCAUGAUCCCUGUUGGUUCCAAGAGGGAAAUAAUAGAGUUAUCUAAACUAGCUGGCCCAGUGACGCUCUCUCAGCUCAUGGUGUUUUUAGUUAGUUUCAUUAGUACCGUUUUCUGUGGCCAUCUGGGAAGAACAGAGCUGGCAGGAGUGGCUUUGGCCAUAUCGGUUAUUAAUGUUACAGGUAUAUCUAUAGGAAGCGGCUUGUCGGCAGCAUGUGACACACUGGUUUCUCAGACAUUUGGGAGCCACAACCUCCUGAGAAUUGGUGUCAUUAUGCAGCGGGCCGUUCUUAUUUUGUUGCUGGCUUGUUUCCCCUGCUGGGCCAUUCUCCUAAACACUGAACUAAUUCUGUUGGCUGUCCGACAAAGUCCAGAAGUGGCAAGACUGGCUCAGCUGUAUGUGAAGAUAUUUAUGCCUGCACUUCCUGCUACAUUUAUGUUUGCAUUGUUAAAAAGAUACCUGCAGAAUCAGAACAUUAUUUGGCCACAAGUUAUCACGGGCAUCUUUGUCAAUUUGCUAAAUGCCCUCAUCAACUACAUCGUUCUCUAUGUGAUAAACCUGGGAGUGGCAGGUUCUGCCGUUGCCAACGCUAUUUCACAGUUCACCAUGGCUGCAAGUCUUUAUGUGUACAUCAUCUGGAAUGGUCUCCAUAAGGCCACCUGGGGAGGCUGGACUACAGAGUGUCUGCAGGACUGGGGAUCUUACAUGCGCCUGGCCAUCCCCAGUAUGGUCAUGCUCUGUGUUGAGUGGUGGACAUAUGAGAUUGGUGGUUUUCUGGCAGGUCUAAUAAGUGAGGUGGAACUUGGCGCUCAAUCGGUUGUAUACGAACUGUCAAAUGUUGCAUAUAUGUUCCCUUUGGGUUUUAGUGUGGCAGCCAGCAUCAGAGUGGGAAAUGCUUUGGGAGCCGGAAACACGGAAGAGGCCAAAAUGUCUGCUAAAGUCGCCAUGUUUUGUGCGGUGUCAGUGUCCAUGUUUUUGGCAGUGACCAUUGGCAGCCUGAAGGAUCAUAUCGCUUAUGUCUUCACAUAUGAUGAAGAAAUCAGGAAAAGAGUUGCCGACGUUAUCUCAUUCUAUGCGCCGUUCAUCCUCUUAGAUGCAAUAUCAGCUGCCUCAGGAAGCAUUAUAACAGGAGCAGGAAAGCAAAGAGUUGGAGCGAUCCUGUACAUCGUGGGAUUCUAUGGUGUUGCUUUUCCGAUUGGAAUACCGCUGAUGUUUGCAGCCAAAUUGGGAAUCAAGGGUCUGUGGACAGGCUUGUUUGUUUGUGGGUUUCUGCAGUCAUUAUUUUUGAUCGUCUACCUCAUUAAAUUGAAUUGGGCCAAAGUCACAAUUGAGGCCCGGAUCAGAGCUGGAGUUCAUGAGAACGCUACAGACACAAUGUCUCCAGGAACCCCAAUACAUGACCAAGAGUGCCUGACGAACCAAACGCACGCUGUGGAGGGCGGUGGAAGUGAGGCGGUGCCUGAGGCAGUGAUGCUCCCUUUUCGUACCGUGGCACUGCGUCGGGGUCUGGCUGUGGUUGCCAUGCUGUCCAUCCUGGCUGCAGGAAUUGUUCUAAACAUAAUGAUCACGUGGUGAUGUAAAAGUGACAGAGUGGAGUAUUGACCGAAGUAGCGCCCAUACACGCAAGGCUUUGUGUGGAUGUCAGCCGGGCAGUGGGGAGGCGUUCACUUGUCAGUACUCUGUGGCGUCAUCAAUGCUCAAAAACCUUCACCGACUCCAGAUCUGUCCACCUGAUACUGAGGCUGGUGUGUAUCAGGAGGGGAACAGAUUCAGCUCCUGCCAGAGGCGUCUUUGUACCACGAACAGUUAUAUCCCUGUGGAAGACGAUGUCCAGAAGGCAUUCUUAUUUGUUUUUUGUUGUUGUUGUUGUUUUUUUAUUAGGAUUCAGAAAAAACUUAUUUUCUGUAAUGGAAAUGUGUCAUGCACUUACUUAUUGUCAUCAAGGACAUUGUUUUUGGAUUUGUCUCGUAAUUGCAGCAGUGAUUAUUAUUUUGUGAACGAUCAGACUCUGGACCUUAAUCCUGAAAAAUUGGGAAAAAAAAUACAUUUGAGCUGCUGUAAAAUAAUAAUAAAAUGUAAAAUACUGCACAUUUUAAAA